This is a messenger RNA of Camelina sativa (false flax), 2053 nucleotides long. Lineage: Eukaryota; Viridiplantae; Streptophyta; Magnoliopsida; Brassicales; Brassicaceae. The record is from RefSeq and is a predicted model, not a curated record.
UACCCUCUUCUCUUCUCUCUCCAUCAACCCUUAAAUUUCUGCAAGUUUCGGAGCUAAUCCUCCUCCAGCAUCGCACGGAUCUAUUAUACUUUUUCUUUCUUUUUCUUUUUUCAUUCUCAAUUGUAUCAUAAUAUUUCCUUAUAUUUAUUAUACACAUGUAUAAUAAAUACUAUCUCACUUUCUUCAAUCAAAGCCAUUUUCUUUGGAUAAACAGUAUUUGAGAAAUUUUGAUCACACACAAUUUGAAGGAAGAAAGAUCAAAACGAUGGAGUCUAUAACGCUUGAUAUAGAGCUGUUGCAGUUACCUGAGACAUCACCAGUGUCAAUGAAAUCUAAUCAAGAUUUUGUUAAGAAGCUCUUUGAUCAAUGGCUUGCCCUUCCUGAAACCAAUCGCUUGGUUACAUCUUUGGUAAAUGAUGCAAAGGCAGGAGUGGCUUUGAAUGUUAUGUGUGGAGGAGGCUCUUUGGGCUCGAAUUCAGGGUCUAAUAGUCCAUUGGCUUCAAUGUUUCCGGCACGUAACAGGCCUCCUCUUUCUCCAAGGAACUCAACUGGUUCGCCUCGGAUCACUAGACAAAGGACUGGUCUUUCUAAUCUUAGCUCUCCUCUCAAAGUUGUUUCUGAUCAUGUCAAAGAGCUCAUUCCUCAGUUUUACUUUGAAGAUGGUCGCCCACCACCAAAUGAUCUGAAAGAGCAGUGUAUAGCUAAGAUCAAUAGUCUUUUUUAUGGCCAUGAGGACGGUUUGCAAAUCCAAGAAUUUAAAUUAGUCACUACUGAGGUCUGCAAGGUCCCAUCAUUUUUUUCCACCUCCAUUUUCAAGAAAGUUGAUACCAAUAACACUGGUUUUGUGAAAAGAGAAGCCUUCAUUGAUUAUUGGGUUAAGGGAAAUAUGUUGACAAAGGAGAUAACAAGUCAGAUAUUUACAAUACUGAAGCAACCAGAUCACAAGUACCUUGUCCAGGAUGAUUUCAAGCCUGUGCUCCAAGAACUAUUAGCAACACACCCUGGUCUUGAAUUCUUACAAGGCACACCUGAGUUUCAAGAUAGAUAUGCUGAAACUGUAAUAUACAGAAUAUAUUACUACAUAAACAGAAGUGGGAAUGGGCAUCUUACCUUGAGAGAGCUUAAGCGAGGAAAUCUAGUUGAUGCAAUGCAGCAUGCCGAUGAAGAAGAGGACAUCAAUAAGGUUUUGAGGUACUUCUCGUAUGAACAUUUCUAUGUCAUAUACUGCAAGUUCUGGGAGCUGGAUACAGACCAUGAUUUCUUGAUCGACAAAGAGAAUCUCAUCCGAUAUAGUAACCAUGCACUCACCUACAGAAUUGUCGACCGAAUCUUCUCUCAGGUACCCAGGAAGUUUACUAGUAAAACCGAAGGAAAAAUGGGAUAUGAGGAUUUUGUUUACUUCAUAUUGGCCGAAGAAGACAAGUCAUCAGAGCCUAGUCUUGAGUAUUGGUUCAGGUGCAUAGAUUUGGAUGCAAAUGGAGUUUUGACGCGGAACGAGCUGCAAUUCUUUUACGAGGAACAGCUGCAUAGAAUGGAGUGCAUGGCGCAAGAGGCGGUGCUGUUUGAGGAUAUUUUGUGCCAAUUAUUCGACAUGGUCAAACCAGAGGACGAAGGGUACAUUUGUCUGAAUGACUUGAAGGGUUCUAAGCUCUCUGGAAAUGUGUUCAACAUACUUUUCAACCUCAACAAGUUUAUGGCGUUUGAAACUCGCGAUCCCUUCCUCAUCCGCCAGGAGCGGGCAAAUCCAACAUGGACGGAGUGGGAUCGUUUUGCUCAUAGAGAAUAUAUUAGGCUAUCAAUGGAAGAAGAUGUAGAAGAUGCUUCUAAUGGAAGUGCUGAAGCAUGGGACGACUCACUUGAGGUCCCCUUUUGAGUUUCUUUAAUGGUAAGCUCUCUCACUAUAGAAAGCGGACCAACGAGUGAUGCAAUAACGUUGUUGACAACGACUCAGAAUUACGUACAAAAUAGAGAGUUGGGGUAUGUAAUUUCAAAUUUUUAACAUUUGGAUAAAAUUUGACACUAAACUAUACAUGUCAAAAAAGUAUCACACAGA